Molecule: messenger RNA, 2472 nt
Organism: Funneliformis geosporum
Lineage: Eukaryota; Fungi; Glomeromycota; Glomeromycetes; Glomerales; Glomeraceae
Source: the annotation of a GenBank genome assembly
AUGUCAGAUUAUUCGGAGGGUGAAAAAACCGUUGAAAUCUCAGUAAUUGAUUCGCAAUAUAAAGAUAAACGAUCACAAAAAGCUUUGGUAUAUGAUUUUGAUGAAGAAUUGGAUAAGAUUAAAAUAACGAUACUUGAAAUAGAGAAACAUCGUAAACUUCAUUUAUUAAAUGAUGAUGUCAAAUUAUAUGAUGAAAUUUGUUUAUGGAAAGGGUCUAAUCCAGAAGCGUCACUUGCAACAGCAAUUGAAAAUUUUGCAAAAUUUAAGACAGCGGACGCAAUUGCAAAAGUGAUUUACAAUUAUGAAUUUCCCGAUUUCAUAAUCAAAUUUAAUGAAAAAGGAGAUAAAGUAACCAAGAGAGAGAUUAAUCAGCUUAAACGAUUAAAUUUUGAAAAAUUACUACUUCGUGCCGGAUUAAUUCUUGAAUUCGAAUUAGAUUCAGAUCGUGUUUUCACUUAUAUAAAAGUUAUUGCACCUUUUGAAAAAUUAUGCAACCAAGCGGAAAAACAAAAACUUAAAAUGGCAAUAACUACUAAGAUAACGAAGUUUCCCAAGCGAAGAUUCAAUUUAUUUUCUUCGAUCGCAUAUAUGUUUGUUUAUAAAGUGGACCUUAACAAAAAAUCUGCCGUUUUUAAAAAAGAUCGUUUACAAUCUUUUGAAGGUAGUGAUCCUUCUAAAACUGAAGGUGAAAUUAGAUUAAAUUUCUUUAAUUCGGCAAGACGAAUUUUAAUGGUUCAUAAUAUAAUAAAUUGCGCAGCUCAAAUUAAUCAUCAAGUAAACGUAGAUGGAAAACUUGUCACAGUUAGGAGAACAAUAAAAUCAUUAGCAAUUGAAACUUUAUUACAUAAAAAAGUUUUCCGUGAUUUUUAUUCAUUACACGAUGGUCCAAUUAAAUCUAAAUUACCUUUCAAUCAAAUGAAUUUAAGAGCAAAGUUGGAUCAAAAAUGGGUUAAAUCAAAAAUCAGACCUCAGCCUUUAAAAGAAAUUCGCAAUUACUUUGGUGAAAAAUUGGCUUUAUAUUUUGCUUGGCUAGGAUUUUAUACAUCGUGGUUAUCGAUAGCAACGUUCGGGGGCUUCAUUGUGGUCUUAUACGGACUAGUUGAAAUAUUAAGACACGAAACGUUGAAUGAUGGAAUUGGGGGAUUUUCAAUUUUAUAUGACAAUGUACUUACAGUUCCGUACGCGUUUAUCAUGGCAGUUUGGGCCACGUUCUUUUUAGAGUACUGGAAAAGGACCAAUGCUGCAAUUCAGCAUGAAUGGGAUUGUUUUGAAUUUGAAAAAGAAGAACUUCCGAGACCAAAAUUUUAUGGAACAGUCCUUGUGAAAUCACCAAUUACGAUGAAAGAUGAAAUUGAAUUUCCGUUCUCAGCAAAAUUCAAAAGAUACCUUGUAUCAGUUGUAGUAAUCUUAAUUUGUAUGUUGGUAGUCUUGAUUUCCGUAGGAUUUUUCAUAAUUUACCCAAAACUAUGGAUUGAAGAUGAUGUCUUGGCAUUUUUCGCGUCAAGUGUCGCUAAUUUAAUAUCUAUUAUCAUAUUAAAUACGUUAUAUUCUUACGUAGCAGUAUGGUUAACGGAUCUUGAAAAUCAUCGAACCGAAACCGAAUAUGAAGACGCAUUAAUUCUAAAGACAUUUAUUUUUGAAUUUGUAAAUAAUUACGCGGCAUUAUUUUAUAUUUUUAUAUUUAAGCAAGGAUUGUUGAAAACUAUUAUUCAUAGUAAUAGCAUACGAUCACAGUGUGAUUAUGAUAAUUGUAUGACGGACUUAUCUAUACAACUUGCAAUUAUUUUCGUCGGAAGACAAGCAUGGGCGCAAUUCACGGAAAUAUUUAUUCCAUGGAUGAGACUUAAAUACAAUAAGAAGAAAAAUCAAGAAGAGCUGAAAGAAUUACAAAAAAAAUACGCUGCAUCAAGCCAUUCUAAUAUACCACAAUGGGUGACGGAUGAGAAAUUAUUAAAAACGGACUCAGUACAAGUAGAGUAUACCGAAUUGAUACUACAAUUUGGUUUCCUUACAUUAUUCGGUUCCGCAUUUCCCCUGGCAUCAUUAUUCGCUUUUUUAAAUAAUAUUUCGGAAAUUAGAUCCGACGCAUUUAAGUAUAUACAUUUAUCGAGAAGACCAUUUUGUGGCCAAGCACAGGAUUUAGGAACUUGGGAGCCAAUCUUACAAUUGAUUUCCCUAAUAUCAGUAUUAACAAAUGCGAUAAUAAUUGCAUUUUAUUCAACUUGGAUGACUGACAAAUUUGAAAAACAUCUUGGUCAAAAUAAUCCCGAUAGGUUAUUAGUCGCUCGACUAACUUUCAUCAUUCUAUUCGAACACCUUGUAUUUGGAAUUAAAACAAUAUUUACAUAUAUUAUACCAGAUGUACCAAAAGAAGUACGAAUAGCUAUUGAAAGAGAACAAUAUAAUAUUAAGUUACAAUUAAAAGACAAAUCUCCGGUAUUAGAUGAAAUUUUUGUUACUAAAAAAACAUAA